UGUUUAGUCAGUUAUUAAUUGUUGCAUUUUUCUUGAUACUUUUUGGAUUUUAUUUUUGGAUAAAACAAAGCAGAAAAGAAAGCGAAAUCCCUAAUUUUUCGUCACUUCCAUUCAUUUAUACUUUAAUCAAGUUAAGGUUAACCAAGAGUAAAGAGCAGAGAGAAAACGAAUAUCAUCCUGGAGUAUGGUUUAACAAUACUGUUAAUUGUUGGUGCAAUAUCUACAAAGAUGAAAAAAUAUAUCAAAUUCGAUGGAACUUCCUUAAAGUUGUAAUGAUUUAUUGUCCAGAAUUUGCUGAAGUAGUUUUAAACAACAGUGAUCUUGUCGAUAAGAAUUGGCCCUAUAACUUUUUGCAUGGAUGGUUAGGAACUGGAUUGCUGACGAGUUCUGGGACAAAAUGGAGAAAUCGAAGAAAAUUGUUAACGCCAGCUUUCCAUUUCCGAAUUUUGGAUGAUUUUAUUUCUGUUUUUAAUCGGCAUUCGUGUACUUUAGUUAAAAAGUUAGAAAAUUCUAAUGGCCAAGAGAUCAAUGUGAUAUCUUUUGUUUCACUUUGUACCUUAGACAUUAUUGGAGAUUCAGCAAUGGGAGUGCAUCUGAAGGCUCAAGAGUUCUCUGAUUCCAAAUAUGUUCAAAAAGUCAAGAACAUUUCGCAUUGUAUCAUGACGCGAUCUGUAAAUCCUUGGUACUGGUUCAACACUAUAUUCUAUUUAAGUAAAUUAAGAAAGUUGAAUGAAAAAUGUUUGAAAACACUUCAUACAUUUACGAAAAAUGUAAUAAAAGAAAAGAAAGUGGAAUUAACAGAACGAUUGAAAAAUGAAUCUGUGGAAGAAGAGAUGAUUGGAUUUAAGAGUAAAAAGAAUAGAGCAUUUUUGGAUUUGUUACUUUAUCAUCAUUUAGUUAAUGGCAAUCUCAGCGAAGAAGACGUUCGAGAAGAAGUCGAUACUUUUAUGUUUGAGGGUCACGAUACCACGGCUAUGGGUAUUAGCUGGACAUUGUAUUUUCUCGGUUUGUACAAAGACAUACAGAAUAAAGUUUAUGAAGAACUUUUUGAAAUAUUUGGCGAUGAUAAAGAACGGAGCAUUACUUCUGGAGAUGUGAAACAAAUGAAAUAUCUAGAAUGUGUAAUAAAGGAGAGCAUGAGAUUGUGUCCUCCGGUUCCUUUCAUUGCGCGAUACUGCAACAAAGAAAUAAAUAUUGGUGAAUAUAAAGUCUCAAAGGGAAGUACAUUUUUAAUUUGCAUCAACAACAUUCAUCGAGAUCCUAACGUAUUUCCUAAUCCAGAACUGUUCGAUCCCGAUAGAUUUCUUUUAGAAAAUAGUUCGGGAAGAAGUCCUUUCGCUUAUAUUCCAUUUUCUGCAGGACCCAGAAAUUGUAUAGGUCAGAAGUUUGCUUUGAUGGAAGAAAAAAUAGUUCUUGCCAACGUUAUACGAAACUUUAAAUUCACUUCGAUGCAACAAAGGAAUGAAUUACUAAUGGAUUCUUCUUUAAUCCUUCGACCUUUGAAUGGAAUUAAAAUGAUUUUUGAAAAGAGAUGAAACACAAUCUGUAUCAAUCAGCGAAGAAUUCAAAUUGUAACAAUAACGUUGAUUUUAACUGCCAUAAAGUGUAAGUCCCGUUUUGUAUACCGUAUCAACCAAAUUUUAUAUUUUGUAAAUCAAAGAUAUUUUUUAAUAGAAAUUAAAACAUUGCUUAGAUGUAAAA
Molecule: messenger RNA, 1701 nt
Organism: Centruroides sculpturatus (bark scorpion)
Lineage: Eukaryota; Metazoa; Arthropoda; Arachnida; Scorpiones; Buthidae
Product: cytochrome P450 4V2-like
Exons: 11
Coding region: 273-1535 (420 amino acids)
Molecular function (GO): oxidoreductase activity, acting on paired donors, with incorporation or reduction of molecular oxygen; heme binding; iron ion binding
Source: RefSeq, a predicted model, not a curated record